AUGACGAUGACCAUAGCUGCUGCUGCUGCUGCAGAUGAUGGAGAUGAUGACAAUGUUGAUGACGAUGUUGUUGAUGAUGGCGAUGAUGACGAUGUUGAUGACACUGACGAUGACGAUUUUGAUGAUGAUGAUGAUGAUGAUGACGAUGGCGAUGACGAUGUUGAUGACGAUGAUGAUGUUGCUGUUGAUGAUGAUGAUGAUGGUGAAAGUAAUGGUGGUCAUAUAAAUAAAGUAUCUGAAACUCUGAUAGAAGUACGCACCUCUUGAAAGAUUCACAAAAAUUACCCGCGUGGAGAAAUUUGGGCGUUUCCUUGGUGUUGCUGGUUAGCUAUUGUGUUGUGGUGUAGUUGCGCUCCGAUUAGUUGUUUACUUCUCCCGCAAAUUAAGCUUGGUCUCAGCAAAGCAAAGUGUGCAAUUUGAAACCGUGGCAGAGUGAGGAAAAAUCUUGCAUUUGCCCAGAAUGAAAAGGCGAUGAUUUUAUAUCUUUUUUAUGCAUAGCUUCCGUUAUAGCGAAUAUUUACAAUUACGUUGCUGAUAGAUUUUCCUUACGUGUCAAAUUCUUUCUCAAGGAGAUUAUAAACAAGGGUAUAUUAAAUAGGGGUUAGUGCCAAAUUAUUGUUUAAAAAUAUUCCGUGGCUUAUUGGCAGAUGUUCUUCACUGAAACAUGACAGUAAUUCAAGAAAUUCUUGGUCAUUAGUUUCAGAUUGAAAAACGUGUUGCCCGUCACAUCUUCAUAGAAGCGUAUUAACAGGGAGAAGAUAACUUCAGUCAGCCAACAACAUUUUUACAUCCUGUGAGAUACUUCCUUCUUGACUGUAAGUGAAAUUUCGGCUUUUUAUGUUACAACAUCAUUAAAUCCCAACUUAUCAAUUUAGUUCAUCAGUUAUUUUCAUGAUUUUAUUGUUUACCACCAGUUGAAUGAUGUUUGCGAUGAAGAUUUUACGGUUGUGAAUCUGAUGUAGACUCCAUCUAUCCUGCGGACAUUAUGAAUGAUUUUUAAAAGUUAUAACUGUCAAGUUAAGAAAUGAUUACAGCUUCGUCUUCAUUCUUCGUAAAGUAAAUCAUCGAAAAAUGCAGACUUGUUUGCAGUAAACAAGGUAGAUUAUUUUAAAAGGCGUUACCAAAGUGUAUAGUUUCUGCGAAAUAUUUAGAAUAUCUGCCUGCCGACCUUCUUUUAGUAUUCCUUCGGACAACAGAUUUAUCACUAAACCAAGUUUAAAAUCCCCUUGCACACGAGGGAAAAAUAAAAAAUAAAAUAAAAUAAUUAUCACAGUCAAGGUUUUACUAUGUGUUUCCGAGGUUACGUGACUUUUCCUUUGUUUAUCAGCAGACGACAGUGGAAUUGUGCCUAUAACUGAUGACCCUUUGAAAAUAAAGGACAAACGGUGA
Porites lobata is the source of this 1389-nucleotide messenger RNA. The record is from the annotation of a GenBank genome assembly. NCBI's taxonomy places the organism in Eukaryota, Metazoa, Cnidaria, Anthozoa, Scleractinia, Poritidae.